Molecule: messenger RNA, 1049 nt
Organism: Microbotryum saponariae
Lineage: Eukaryota; Fungi; Basidiomycota; Microbotryomycetes; Microbotryales; Microbotryaceae
Source: the annotation of a GenBank genome assembly
AUGUUCCAAGCCACGAGGAUGAUCCGAUUCGCAACCUCGGCACGGACAACGAUCGUCACAACGGCCACGCGAGCGGCCUCGCUCUCAACGACGAGCGCGAUUCGCCAGCUCGAGUCGACGCCCUCCACUGCACCGAGUGAUACUACACCACCACCACCACCACCAUCCUCUACUUGUGCCACUCCGGAGGCUUCUUCUUCAUCGUCGAAUCCAACAGAGCUCUCUGAACCCAAACCCAAGUCCAAGCCGACCUGGACAAGGUACACCGAUCCGUUCUCGCUCUUUGCUCUUUUGCUCUUGCGCUCCUCCCACAAACUUCUGCAUCACUGACAACCUGACCCUACCCCUGAUGAACCCACGACAGACGCUCUUUGAAGCCAUCGCGCACGACGACAACGCCGACCGAGCUCCCCUCGUACCCAGCCCUGCACGCACUCGGCGCCUUUUCCCCCAUCCCCGUCCUCCCCUCUUCGACGCACUGCGCGACCCUAACCCUCCGUUCCUACACCCCCUCCCUCCACCACCUAACCUUCUACACCCAAUUCGUGCUCCGUUCCGCUCGUGCACUAGGUCUACGUACUUCGGGUCCUCAUCCACUCCCUCUAAAAACGCAAUUGAUCACCGUGCCGCGAUCACCUUUCGCGCACAAGAAAUCGCAACAGAAUUUUUGGAGGAGGACCCAUGCGAGGAGGGUCGAGGUGUACGAUGCGAAUGAGGAGGUGGUGGGGAUGUGGUUGGGCUAUUUGAGGAAGGAGGCGAUGGGGGGGGUGGGGGUCAAGGUGCAGACUUUUACGAGCAGGGAAUUGGGUUGGGCUAGUGGGUUCAGGAGGGUCGGAAGGGAGGGAAGGGAGGGAAGGGAGGGAAGGGAGAUUGGGCAGGAAGGUAUGGAUGAGGAGGUGGAGAGGUUGGCGAAAGAGUUGGAGGGGGAGAUCAAGUUGGGCUUGAAGCAGGAGCAGGAGCAGGAGCAGCAGGAGGAGCAGCAAGUCGAGGCAGAGUCCGAGCAGACAGAGGCCGAGGUCGAGGAGGGAAAGCCGGAGGAGACCAAGUAA